AUGCCGGUAGCCCUACUUCAUCAGCGCCCUCAGAAGACCAAGGGCCUCUCCCAACCCACAACACCGAGACUCAGUGCUCAGGAUCAAUCUCAAAAGCCCGAGACUUCGGCAUACAGUAUGGACAGCGCGGCGAAUGCCCGUCCGUUUCCUUUCUUCAAACUACCCGCCGAACUUCGAAAUCAGAUCUACCGCUUAGUCGUUGUUACUGGGCAAAGUCUCAUGAUUCGAGACAUGCAUCUUCAGGAGUUCGAGAGGAGUCAUGACAAUGGCAGCUACCGAUUCAGAUCCACCUACCUAGCUACAGAUCAUGUGUGCAGCAAAAAAAGCUGGCCUGAAAACUUGGGGACUCCGACAGUCGAGUUAUGCUUGUUCAAAGGCCCAAGAUACCAGCCUCUAAAGACGACUUACAAACUUGGCACCGCAAUCCUUCGUAACACUAUGACCACAGAGAUGCUCUGCGUCAACAAACAGUCCAGAGAAGAGGUUGCGUUCAUCUUCUAUGGCGAGAAUACCUUCCACUUCACCAGCAUGAGUUCACUCAUGCCAUUCAUGCAAGAUCGCACAGCGGAGACCCGCAAGUAUAUUCAACGCAUACGGCUAACGCUUACCGUCGAUGACCGAGAUUGGGAUGUCAUCUAUACAGAAUACGGAAGACCGGCCACUUGGAACACAGCCUUUUCAAAGCUUGUGAAGCUGCCUCAUGUGAAUGUAAAGAAGCUGUUUGUCCGGGUUGACGACAGGAAAGCAAAGAUUCUCAAGGAUGGCCUGAACCUUCGGUCCAGGUCAAUGCUUUGGCUACACAAACUCAGCAGGCUUGAGAAUCUGGAAAUGCUAGGUGUCAGAUAUGAUGUCACAGAAUGGAAAACCCUUCGGUACCAGCCAAACCUUUGGGGAUGGUCUGGACCAACGGACGAUGAGGUCAACACCCAGACCGAACAAGAACUGUGGCGAUUCCUUGCACCUAAGAUGCUCAAGAAGGAUGGCGAUGAUCACAACCCUGAUGCAUUGCAAGAACGUCGCAUCUGGGACUUCCCCAAGACUCGGAAAUCUUAUCGCACCCACAGCAACAAAGAUUUCGAUGGGCUUUAUCCCGAAUCCGACGCCGAUGUCGAGUAG
Messenger RNA from Letharia columbiana, 1116 nucleotides. RefSeq lists its product as uncharacterized. Lineage: Eukaryota; Fungi; Ascomycota; Lecanoromycetes; Lecanorales; Parmeliaceae. Bases 1 to 1116 code for a protein of 371 amino acids. The record is from RefSeq and is a predicted model, not a curated record. The transcript has a single exon.